UGUCCAGCGAGCUAGUUUGACAGUACUCUACAGUUAUCCCCCAGGACUGUUUGUGGCUGAUUUUAUUCAGUAAACGUCGAAACAUAACAUAAGAACACAAUUAAACGUGUAUCUUCAACAAAAUAUAUGGGAUGUGCAUUUAUUUGAGAAACACAGUUUAAAUGUUUGUGAGGUAAAAAAACAAACACAAACUUGUACAGGUGGAAAAGAUGUCUAGAGAUCAUGGAUCCCCAUGAGACUAUGGAUUUAAACCUUGGAGAGCUAGAUAUUACAUCUGAAGAUUACUGGCUUGAUGAAGUUGAUGUACACAUACAACAGAAUCUAGAAGAUGAAAUUGUCAAAGAAGCCCUGAAAACUGGAGUGGAUUUAAGACAGUAUUCCAAGACAGUAGAGAAGGAAUUACUAGGUGUGGAAAAUGAAUCAAUUAAAGACUACCUUGAGAAGGGCGAGGACAUAGCAAGUUUACACAAACAGAUAUCAGCCUGUGAUACCAUUUUAGAGAGAAUGGAACAAAUGUUAAAUGGUUUCCAAGGUGAUUUGAGUAGUAUUAGUACAGAAAUACAGACUUUACAAGAACAGUCAGUUACCAUGAAUGUAAAACUGAAAAAUAGACAGGCAGUCAGAGGGGAACUGAGCCAGUUUGUUGAUGAAAUGGUUAUUCCAGAAACCAUGAUCAAUCAUAUAUUAGAUACACCAGUUACAGAAAGAGAAUUUCUUGAACAGCUCCAUGAACUUCAUCAUAAGAUCAACUUUGUAAAGGAACAGUCAUUUAAGGAAGCGAGAUCAUGUUUUGAUGUCAAAGAUAUCCUAGAAAAAUUGAAAAUUAAGGCUAUUUCAAAGAUUAGAGAAUAUAUUCUACAAAAAAUAAAUUCAUUCAAAAAACCAAUGAGUAAUUACCAGGUUCCACAGAAUGCCAUGCUAAAGUUCAGGUUUUUCAAUGAGUUUCUGAUGUCCCAUGAAAGACAUGUAGCAAGGGAGAUAAGAGAUGAAUAUGUUGAUACCAUGAGUAAAAUUUACCUGUCCUACUUCAAAGGAUACCUAAGUCGUCUGAUGAAAUUACAGUUUGAAGAAUCAGCAGAUAAAGAAGACUUGAUGGGAGCAGAAGACUCUGCCAAGAAAGGCUUCUUCAGUUCUAAGCCAACACUUAAGAACAGAUCCACUGUGUUUACACUGGGGAGCAGAGGCAAUGUGCUGACUACAGAUCUAGAAGGACCCAUCAUUGUACCACAUGCUUCUCAAAAACAGGAAACAAAGCAUAAUUUUGAGAGUUUAUUCCGAAGUCUACACUAUGCUGUGAUGGAUAACUGCUGUAGAGAAUACUUAUUUCUAGUAGAUUUCUUCAUGGUGACAGGACCAUCUGCUACAGAUCUGUUUAAUGCUAUUAUGUCUAAAACUGUGUCAUUAUUUUUGUCAAAGAUGGAAGAAUACACUGCUGACUGUUUUGAUUCUAUAGCUAUAUUUCUAUGUAUACAUGUAGUAUAUAGGUAUAAAUCAAUGAUGAACAAAAGAGGGGUACCUGCAAUAGAUAGGUAUUGGGAUGCAUUAGUUCAGGUGAUGUGGCCUAGAUUUCAGCUGAUUUUAGAAAUGAAUACACAGAGUAUUAGGGCAGUAGAUCCAUCAAAACUUGGACAUAUAGAUGUUCGACCACAUUAUAUAACAAGGAGAUAUGCAGAAUUUUCAGCAGCAAUUGUUGGAAUCAACCAGUCUUUUCCUGACGAAAGGGUAUACCAUCUUCUCAGUCAGCUGCAGACAGAAGUAGAAAAUUUUAUCCUGAAAAUAGCUGCAGAAUUCCCCCACAGAAAGGAACAGCUGAUUUGUUUGAUAAACAAUUAUGAUAUGCUGUUAGGAGUCCUGAUGGAAAGAACAACCGAAGACUCAAAAGAGACUGAAAGUUUUAAAGAAUUACUGACUGCCAGAACAGGGGAGUUUAUAGAAGAGAUAUUAUCACCUUACUUUGGUGGAAUGAUUAUGUUUGUUAAAGAUUGUGAAUUACAGAUGGAUAGAGGAGGAGCUGAAUCUAUCAAAUGUGACGAAAAAAGGGUACAACAGAUAGUGAGAGGAUUUAACAAUGACUGGAAGAGGGCAUUAGAAAUGAUAAAUGGAGAAGUGAUGAGAGCAUUUACUAACUUCAAAAAUGGAACACAGAUACUACAAGGUGCAUUAACACAGCUGAUACAGUACUACCACAGAUUCCAAAAAGUUCUUUCUCAAGGAGCAUUCAGGAAUAUGCAGAUUAGAAAUGAACUCAUAAAUAUUCAUCAUGUUAUGGUUGAAGUUAAAAAAUACAAACCUACCUUCUGAUUAGACUCUAAAAAAGAAGUUUGACACAUUCCAUUUAAUAUCUGUGAUCAAGCCCGAUAACAUCUCAUCUCAUAGAACUAAGGUGAACACAAGAGGCUUCUUUCUGAAAGGAAAUUAAGUCAAUGCUCAUAAGAGUUCAGUGGUUGUAAAAUGUUUGGUGUGUGAAAUAAAGAUUAACCAAAAAGUAUUGAUGCCAAAAUAAAUAUAACAUACCUCAAAUUUUGUUAAAUGUUCAAAAAGAAUGCAAAUCAUAUAAAAAAAAGCCAUACUGUUUCAAAGUUUAUGAAAUUCCAGCAUCAUAGUUUGGUUCUUUUCCUUUUUACAAUAUUUUUAGGAGUAAAAAUGAAAAUUAUACAGUUUUUCAUAAAUUCUCUAUUUACUAUCAUACAAAACAAACAGUUGUUAUCUAUAAUAUGUUAGUAUAUUAGUCAUAGAUAUUUCAAUACUUUAGAAUACUAACGUAUAAAAAUUGAACGUAAAAUUAUAUUUUUGCAGAUCCUGAAAGAUACUUUUCAAUUUGUUUAUUGAUUUAUUGAAUUAAUUCAAAUAAAUUGGUCAUGUGCAAUAAAAUGGAUUAUUUAUAGUUUAUUUAUUCAUAUGAAUAAAAAUGUUAAAUCUUA
This is a messenger RNA of Mytilus californianus (California mussel), 2921 nucleotides long. RefSeq names its product vacuolar protein sorting-associated protein 52 homolog. The record is from RefSeq and is a predicted model, not a curated record. Bases 223 to 2301 code for a protein of 692 amino acids. The transcript is spliced from 20 exons. Gene Ontology annotation, molecular function: syntaxin binding. Gene Ontology annotation, biological process: retrograde transport, endosome to Golgi; Golgi to vacuole transport; lysosomal transport. Lineage: Eukaryota; Metazoa; Mollusca; Bivalvia; Mytilida; Mytilidae. Gene Ontology annotation, cellular component: GARP complex.